AUGGCGGGUUCCUCUUCACACUCUUCUGAUACAGUUUCAGUCUCACAAGAGGAGUUCAACAUGUUCCACACCAUCGACCGCACUCUCUUCAGCCGGUUGGUCUUCAACCUCGACCGUGACCCCGCCGAGGCCACCCAAGUUAUGGCGCUCUGGCUCUGGCUGGAGAUGGUCGGCAAGGAAAUCGACAUGGUGUACUCCAAAAUAUUGUCCUUGCCCGACGGUUUACUCAACGCGCUUGUCGAUGAGUCGGUCAUGGCCUUGGCUUGCAUAGAGAGCGACAAGUUCCCUUUCGCCAACGACAGCGCCGACAACAACAUCCCUUUGAUCCAGAACCUCACAAAAUCCGGCGCUUCACUCCGCUUCUUCCAUGACAAUCGCACCGGCAUUAUCCGUGGCGUCACGAGGAUUAUCAAUGAGGUUUGCGUCAGAGCUUUCGAGGACAUAGUGAAACUUGCACAGGGACGCCAAGAGAUAGCCAAUUUCCCGGUUAACCUUUCCGGCCCGCUGAUUAAUCCCCUGUUGCCGGCUUGUUACUCUAAUUCCGGGGUUGGUCUUGUUCAUCCUCCUCAUCAAAUUGGGCCUUCGGAGAUUUUGCAGGGCUUUGAUCCUUACGAUCUUUCGGUUCAGCGGCGUAUUUUGAAUACCGAAAUCGGUGAGGUUUUGAGCCGGCUAAAGUUGAGCGCCAGUAAGGAAGAGAAAGAAGUCCCGCCAGAUGAUAGGACUAUUUUCUUGACAUUCUCCAAAGGGUACCCCAUCUCACAAAAUGAGCUCAACGAGUUCUUCACCAUGAAGUUUGGGGAUAUUGUGGAAGCAAUUUACAUGCAAGAGGUCCUUCCGGCGGAGCAACCGCUGUAUGCGCGCCUUAUUGUUCGUUUAGCUUCAACGAUUGGAGUGGUUCUUGAGGGCAAGAGCAGGGCCAAGUUCUCCAUCAAUGGGAAGCACGUCUGGGCGCGAAAGUUCGUGAGGAAAAGCCCCAUCAAGUCGCCACCAAAAUCAUCUCCGCCACCCUCCCAACCUACUUCACCAGCAAAUAAAUAA
Messenger RNA from Corylus avellana, 1038 nucleotides. RefSeq lists its product as uncharacterized. Lineage: Eukaryota; Viridiplantae; Streptophyta; Magnoliopsida; Fagales; Betulaceae. The record is from RefSeq and is a predicted model, not a curated record.